AUGUCGAAAAUAUAGCUACUUUCACCAAUGUACCAACAGCAUAACGACAAGUUCAUUGUACACGCGUAUCGGUACAACGAUAGAGCGAACAGAAAAGCAAUAGGGAGAACUUUCGCUUUCCGUUCGUACAAAAUGCGACCAGCAUUGCGUUCGUUUGACAUUUACUUUCGCCACCGAAAACGACGAAGCUUUCGUGCUCUAUCGAUAAUUAUGGUGUUUAUGGGUAAAAUUUAACGUUUUCCGGUAUUGUCACUCCAUCGGUAAACAUAUGCAAAAUUAUUCAUGGCACUUGCAACAUCAAUGCAGUAAGUAUAUAAUACGGUAGAUUUAUAAUAGAGCCAUAAAUUAUGUAUCUAUAUUAACAGAGUUCAGUUUUUAAUAAUAUCAAGAAUUUUGUGACGGAUCCAAUUGUAUUUACGAAUGUAUCAAAGAUGCACGUUACACUUCCGGUUAACCAAUUUACUCCCUCUCAUUUUUUAGUGUAACGUUAUCAAAAUACUAAUAUCUAUUAUAACAAUAGUAUCCUAAUAUCAUUAUUAAUAAUAUUAAUGAAGUGUGAUACAGAUCCACAGCUUCCACGGCCAACGUGUUAACAUAGACCUAAAAUCAUUGAUAGUAAUUUCGUUUUAAAAACCAAGCCUAAAGAUUGACUGCUCACAGAAAGGAACCCUGCCAAAUAAUGUCAUACAGAAUUCAGGUACUCUGUUGCUCUAUAUGCACCGUUUCACGUGGUCGUUGCAGGAAAAGGAGAAGGAAGGAGCGAGCGAAAGUAUUAUACGCGGCCAGCACGAUCGAAGAAGACGGGUUGUGCUAAUUUAAUACCAAGAGUAAUCGUGUACUAAUGAUAAAUCAGUUUUACUGGAUCGUGUUGAAUACGAGGGUGUAGCAGUUUUUAUCGCCGCCAGUACAUGGUACAGUGCAUUCAAUGAUAGAUGUACGAGCAGCGGAAGAGUUGAUCUUAUGAUUGUGGCACGUAAACAUGAAUAGGAUCAAGGACGUGAAACAGACGGAUUUGGCAGGUAUUGCACAGAGGUUCUAAACAUGCUGCGUUUAAUGAAAGUGCGAAUAGAAACGGACGGCCUCGACUUACUUUCCUUGGCUGGCUUCAAAUGCAACACGUGUGCAGCUUCUUGCGGAUAACGUAGAACUUCAAUUAUUACAACUUAACGUUACUAUUGAUAUAUUAAAUAGAACGACGAUCAAUAAAAGGAGAGAAUGGAAAUGUAGCUCGGUGAAAGCAAUUUUUACGCAAUGGGCUAUGAUGACAUAAUCUCGAUGAUCUAACUUUCCACUGUACACACGUGGAAGAUAAAACUAUUUCGAAAUAUCUGUCAAGAUAAUUGAGUAGAAUCAUUUUCAUUGAUAGUUGAAUGAAAAAUUAAGUGAACCAUGAAAAGAAAAGGAAAUAGGAUUGGAUCGAGUUAACAAGUACUGCUGAUUGCUUGGAUGUUUCGUAAUCUCUUUUAAUAGUUACUUUGCGAACAAUGGCUACGUGGAAGAAGCCUUUAAUCUAUUUUUGAUUAAGCAGACAGCAUGUGUAAUGCGUGCAACCACAUUCGGUUCGAUUACGUCUCGUUAUGGACGAUGGUUCUUAUUCUAGUCAUGUCCAUUGCACAGAUGUAUCCACUUUCGAUGGCUCUGAAUACCAAAUGAAUUCUAUUCUAUCGGAUCGUGGGAUCACCCACACGAUAUGCCACGGAGUCGAGGCUGCAAGUGCUCCUCAAGGAUGGAUCGAACACCUUGAUGGACUUCGAAUGGCUCCAACCAAAGCUACCACCCUUCUUCGACGAAAAGAAGUUUCUACUUGGUCAAAGGAUGUUUUAUAACAACACUUUUACCAUGAUGAUCGCUAAACUGUGCGGCCUGGUAAUUCUAUUCGCUAUACCGUCGAUCAAGGACGUUCUAUUGUUCACCAGACAAAGUAGCACGCAGUGUGCUGCGUUUCGUAGAUACGUAUCCACGAUUCUGCACACUUGGACCUGGUAUGGAAAAAGAGCUGGCAUUGAGAAAGAGUUUCUCGAUUCUCUGAAAAUCGUACGGAAAAAACACUGCGUAGCGUUUCGAAGAAGCUCGGAAGCUGGCCUCCAGAAGAUCUCGCAAUUGGAUAUGGCAUUGACUCAAUUCGGAUUCAUGGGUUUCACCCUUCUGAGCGGCGACUAUCUCGGGGUGAAUAACAAUUCCGAGGAACUCGAAGGACUGAUUCAUUUCUGGCGUGUUGUUGGCAGCAUGCUCGGCAUGGAAGACAAGUACAACAUAUGUAGCGGAAACGUUGAAGAGGUGCGUGCACUUUGCAGACGACUCUUGGACGAGAUAUUCCUGCCUGCUCUGGCACGUGGUAACAAAGAUUUCGAUAAGAUGAGUUACCUUCUGAUCGAAUCUCUAUGGCCAAUAAAUCCUUUUAUCGAACCAAGUGCCUUUGUCGCAUUCACUUUUAUUCUGGCAUCUUCUUCCGCCACGAAUAACAAUCAUUCUUUAACAAUAGAUACGUCCAACAUGUCGUGGUAUAGCAGAUUCAUAUUGAAUCUUCAACUGAUCGUUCAUAAAUAUUUGCUGCAGUCCACGUACUGGUGGUCAUCACUGUUCAGAAUGUACUUCAAUGGCCAUAUGCGUAUAGCCAUGUAUCUAACCGAGAAGUUGCCGUUCUUAGCCUUCUGGAGCCUGGGUAUUAAAAAUUCUUACGUUGACAUAUACAAAUAUCCUGUCAACUGAGCUUAAACGACUCGUUUUCUAUGGUGUUAUCAUCAGAAAAAGCGCGAUGUUGUUUCUUCUGCUGAAAUUGUACAUAAUUUGACGUAAAAGCGUUGCGUCACUGUGUGGAGUUAAUUAAUGUACUAAUCAGGGUAUACGAAAAAGCAAUAAUUUAUGGAUGACUAUCUAAGAGCAGAGAUUCUGUUAUCUUGACAGAUGUUAUUUCUGAAAUCUUCAAUUGACUUUUGCAUAUCAUAUAAGAACUACCGUAUAUUUUGCAUUGUACUAAAAACUACAGUGAAUCAGAAAGGUAUUGGUAUGUUUUGCUUUCUUGUAAUUAUUUUAUUUAAAAAAAAAUGUAGAUAUCAUAUUGUGUUACAGAAGUACCAUAGUAAAAAUGGUAUAGUAAUAUUAUUUUAAUCAAUUAUCAACCGGUCUGCUAAUGCUAUUUUCGAUCCACUCUAGUAAACGUGAAACGUUGAAGCUUAACUUACACUUAGGGAAUAAGAAUAAACGAUGUGUUCAACUUAUAAAUAAUCCUGAGUACUUGUGGAAAAAGGAGUGAAUGAACGUAUGGAGAGCAAUAUUUAGAAACUACACCUAGAGAUAUAGAUAUAUAUUUUUUAUACCAACAUGAAAAAUAUAAAUACAUACACAGUAAGGUA
Messenger RNA from Osmia lignaria (orchard mason bee), 3353 nucleotides. RefSeq lists its product as uncharacterized. NCBI's taxonomy places the organism in Eukaryota, Metazoa, Arthropoda, Insecta, Hymenoptera, Megachilidae. The record is from RefSeq and is a predicted model, not a curated record.